Messenger RNA from Anopheles funestus (African malaria mosquito), 643 nucleotides. RefSeq names its product NADH dehydrogenase [ubiquinone] 1 alpha subcomplex subunit 2 (gene ND-B8). Lineage: Eukaryota; Metazoa; Arthropoda; Insecta; Diptera; Culicidae. The record is from RefSeq and is a predicted model, not a curated record. Bases 106 to 399 code for a protein of 97 amino acids. The transcript has 4 exons.
AAUUGAUCAGCUGUCAAAACGCACCGAAUCAGGUUUGUUUUUCUUCCGUACGCGGUUCCACUCGAUUCUUGCGGAAAAACUUAUCGGCCCAAGCGGAUAACGAAGAUGAGGCUAAGUUUGCUUCGCUUUGCGCGGCUCAACCCGUCCGUGAAGGAGCUCCGGCUGCAUCUCUGCCAGACUGGCGAAGAAUCAAAGGGUGUACGCGAUUUCGUCAAUACUGGCUACGUGCAGUUGAAGCGGGAUAAUCCGACGCUACCGAUUUUGGUUCGCGAAUGCAGCGGCGUGCAACCUAGAGUCUGGGCCCGUUACGAGCUCGGGAAAGAAAAAUCCGUUACACUAACAAACGCCACAGCUGAGGACGUCUCGAAGCAUAUUGAAAUGUUGGGCAAGGCGCAAUAAAUGCACCCUCCUAUCUGGGGGCUAUCUAAAGAUGUUAGGAAAUUGAAUGUAACGAACAACUGUACAUGGAAUAAAACCUUUCCAAAGGCUAAAAUCAUCGCCGAACGGGAACUGAGGUCACACAGCUAUUGCUCUUAAAAAUAUUAUGUUGUUUUACGUUCUGACUAUUACAGCUUUCAGUGUAAUAACGUUAAAUUUAUUGAGAUAGGAAAAAGCUUUCCAACAUUUCAUUUCACGCUUGUUU